Molecule: messenger RNA, 2572 nt
Organism: Wasmannia auropunctata (little fire ant)
Lineage: Eukaryota; Metazoa; Arthropoda; Insecta; Hymenoptera; Formicidae
Product: serine/threonine-protein kinase PLK1-like
Exons: 8
Coding region: 1-2553 (850 amino acids)
Biological process (GO): regulation of cytokinesis; protein phosphorylation; mitotic cell cycle
Cellular component (GO): cytoplasm; centrosome; spindle pole
Molecular function (GO): protein serine/threonine kinase activity; protein binding; ATP binding
Source: RefSeq, a predicted model, not a curated record
AUGUUACCGCCGAGCGUGAUCGACGUGCAGAGCGCAAUUCCGCGCGACGCGACGAUAAACGGCCGCGGUCUGCUAUCGGAGACGAUGUGCGGCGCCGAGCUGCGCUCCGCCGAGGUCGCUCCGGCGACCUGCCACGUCGCGAGAUACCGCGAGGAGUUCGACGAGACCAUCCGCACCGUCUCCGAGCCGGAAUGCUCGAAGCGGAGGAUCGACUCGGCCGGGACCGGCAGCACCAGGUCGGUGCCGGACGGUCGGUCGCGUCAAGGCUUCUCCAAAGGCUCCGCCUCUCUGCAGAGCCUGGUGCGCCGAAGGAGCCGCAGGCACGGCACGUCCUUACCCUCGGAGGUCGAGUUGUCUUCGCGGCAGGUCGUCUACCCCGCCAUCCCCACGGAUCUCCUCAAGGACAUCGGCGGCGGCGGCGGCAGCGGCGGCGGCGGCGGCGCGGCGAUGUUCCGGAACGAAGAGGAGGCGCGGACCGCAACGCCGACCUCCACGCUCAUCUACGCGACUUCCUCCGCGCAACCGUCGACCUCGAGGGCCGACAACAAUUUGGCCCAGGACGUCUCCACGUCGGCCAGCAACGUCGCCACCACCACGGGCAGCAACGUCACCUCGACGACGAACGGCGGCCGCUUCGGCAACAUCCCGGUCGCAUUAUCCAGGACGAACGGCGUCGUAAAACCGGGCCCCUCCACGUCCUCCUCCUGGAGCAACUCCGCCGAGCAGGAAAGUGACUACGUUGUCGAUCCUGUGCAGGGGAACGCCUACUACAAGGGACAGUUUUUGGGAAAGGGUGGUUUCGCGAGGGUCUACCUAAUGACCGACGUCAGCAACGGAAAUCAGUACGCGUGCAAGAUUAUCCCGAAGAAUCGGAUGCAGAGGAUCCACAUGCAGAAGAUCGCGCGUGAGAUCAUGAUCCAUAAAGAGCUGAAUCACGUGAACGUCGUCCAGAUGCAUCAUUAUUUCGAGGACAAUCUCAACGUGUACAUGCUCCUAGAGGCCUGCCCACGAAAGAGCCUGAUGCACGUGCUGAAGUACCGUGGCAAAGUCACGGAACCGGAAGCGCGUUACUACAUGAAGCAAAUGGUGACCGGCGUCGCGUACAUCCACUCGCAGAAAGUCGUUCACCGGGACCUGAAGCCGGGCAACAUGUUCCUAUCGGACCGGAUGAUCGUCAAGAUCGGUGACUUCGGGUUGGCGACCAGGCCCGACGGUCAGCGCAGACGAGUAACGAUAUGCGGUACGCCGAACUACAUCGCUCCGGAAGUGCUGUAUAAGCAAGCGUACAGCUACGAGGCGGAUGUUUGGGCGCUGGGCUGCAUACUGUACGCCCUGCUGGUAGGGCAACCGCCCUUCGACACGGCGACGCUCAAGGAGACUUACGCCAGGAUCUGCAACAACCAUUAUCGCGAGGUCGACGACAGUAUCGCGAGCAAAAGCGGCCAGGACUUGAUUAGGUGGCUAUUACAGUCUAAUCCCGAGCUGCGGCCGAGUCUGGAGAGGGUGAAGGAGCACGUUUAUCUAACCAAGGAAUACGUGCCCGCGUCAUUACCCCACACUUGCUGCUACCAAAUGCCACCGGCGUCGAUCAUCGAGCCACCCUCAUCGCCGUCCUCGAUGUCCACGGUCGCCAGGAAUCCGGAAAUUAAGGCGCAGCAACAGUCGAUUCCGGCUCAGCAGGCGCAGCAGCAGUCGCAGCACCAGCAGCUUCUGCUAAAUCGCUCGCAGAAGAGCCUGCAGAAGGAGUCCAAGGUCUCCAGCUGGCUCGUCAGGAAGUUACCGAAACUGCCGCGAUUCCGGCAACGGCUCAGCAGCGUGCUCUGCCCGGAUCACAAGAAGACCGGCCUCGUGGCGCAGAGCGUGCAGAUGCAUCGCGCGUUAGAGGCGUGCGUGCCGGAAAUGAAGCGGAAUAACGCGUGCAAUCCACCAACCGUAGAGGACAUCGUACCGCUCUUCGUCACCAAGUGGAUCGAUUACUCGAACAAGUACGGGCUGGGCUUUCAACUCUCCGAUAGAUCGGUUGGCGUUCUUUUCAACGACAACACGAAGAUUAGCUACACUCACGAUAGAAGAAGAGUGGAAUAUAUGACGACCGACGAUGAGAUGACGCGAUAUCAUCGAGAGAGGGACGUGCCGGCACCGCUGCAAAAGAAGCUCGAGUUACUCCGUCAUUUUACCGAAUAUAUGGACGACUUCUUGACAGAAGGUGGCGAGCUGAAAAAAUAUCGCGCGCCGCCGAGGCAGUCGAAAAACGCUUACGUGCCGCGAAUGAGACGGUGGCUGCGUACGGACAAGGCCAUCGUGAUGGAGCUAACGGUACCGCUCCUGCAAGUGAACUUCUUCGUGGACCACACGAAGAUGGUGGUGUCGCAGGAACCCGCGGGCGGACGGGGCUACCUGAUCACUUACAUCGACACCGGCCGACACGCGUCCUCCUAUUGGCUGAACGAUCUGCGUGACCUCGGCUGCACCCCGGAUCUCUACGAGCGCCUCUACUACGUCUGCAAGGUGACGCGCGAGUUCGCCGAGCUGGACAACAACACGAUCGCCUGAUGCACGCCGGCGGAUUCUC